This is a messenger RNA of Dendronephthya gigantea, 5122 nucleotides long. RefSeq names its product fibronectin type III domain-containing protein-like. Gene Ontology annotation, molecular function: protein binding. NCBI's taxonomy places the organism in Eukaryota, Metazoa, Cnidaria, Anthozoa, Malacalcyonacea, Nephtheidae. The transcript is spliced from 21 exons. Bases 147 to 4451 code for a protein of 1434 amino acids. The record is from RefSeq and is a predicted model, not a curated record.
UCCGUGUAUACGAUUUGAAAUAUUGUGAAAGAACUUCGAUAUUUUGUGCGAUUUCUGAUCAUUUUCGCCCAAUAAAGUUAACUCAUGGUUUUAUUAAACUGAGGAGUUCAUCGAUCAUCAAAAGAUUGCUUUUGGGGUUGACGAGAAUGGAGUGUAUAACAUUGUACAUCACAUGUUUUUUGUUUCUGUUACCAUCAGUGGUUACUGCUGCUGAAGAUUUGAAACCCGAAAUGAUCACAACUGAGAACAAUGACUACUUUGGCUAUCUAGAUGAGUUCAAAGGCUUCCAAUGCCAAGCGAAAGGAACUAAUUUGAAGUAUAGUUGGAAGCACAAUGACAUUACCAUAGAUGCUAGUUAUAUAUUAAAGUUUCCUGAUACAAACAGUUCAACUUUGAAGCCACUGCAAGACAAUAUUGAUGAGUCCUACAAUGGAUUUUAUCAAUGUUUUGUAACAAAUAGUAUUGGCACAAUCUUCGGACGAAGGACAACAGUGGAGUUUACAAUUGUUGGUGAAUUUCUGCUAAGUCAUAAGACUACACCGAAGACUUUGACAGCAGCUGUUGGAAAAUCAUUUAAGUUAGACUGUCCUAAACAUGAAAAAAGCCAUAAUACCAAGUAUAAUUGGUACUAUAAGCAAGCUGAUACUCCACAACCAUUACCAUCAAGUAACAAUUACUUUGUUACAAAAGACGGUGAAUUGUAUUUCUCAGUUCUUCGAAAGGAAGAUAUUAAGUUUGUUAAUGACAAUGGUGGCAUAUAUUGUUAUCAAUAUGCAAAUCCAGAAAACAGCAAUAUCAGAGCUACAGAAAGCCAGAUUAUUAAACUUGAGGAAGGAGGAAGUGGAAGUGGAACUUUUAUAGAGAAAAAGCCUGAAAUCAAGACCACAAUAUCUGAUCAAACUAUUUUUAUCGGACAAACAAAGCCAUUGGUUUUAAGAUGUGGGGCUACUGGAUAUCCUAUCCCAACAUUGAAGUGGUACAGAAUUGACCCUGUCUCCAGUGCCGAAACAGAGAUAAAGGGUGACAGUGAUUUUAGACUUCUACGCUAUAACCAGUUGCUGUCUAUUGGGAAUGUUGGACCAGAUAAAGCGGGACAGUACAAAUGUGUGGCCAAAAACAGUAAAGGAAAAGAUGAAAUUAGUGCUAGUGUGACAGUGGCAGAAUAUCCGCAGUGGAUGUCGGAGGGUGAACUACAGGAUAUUAACCCGCCUUUAUACGACAGUGUGAAGUGGCGAUGUGCUGCGUUUGGUGGACCUAGUUACCAUUGGUACAAGAACGGAGUUGAAAUAACUGAAGCCUCAACACAGAAUAGUCCAUCGUACUUGGUUAUUAAAAACGUCACUACGGCACAUAAUGGAAUGUACCAAUGUACUGCUAGUAACGAGAGGGAAGUGAUAUACUCCGCAGGACGGCUACAAGUAAAAGAGAUGAAACCCAGAUUCACCGAGCAAAUGGGACCAGUUAUCCUUAUCAUGAACAGAACUGGUAUCGUCAUAUGCCCAGUUAUCGCCUCGCCCUCACCUCGCAUCACCUGGAGAAAAAAUGGUCACUCAAUUCUCAAAGUCGGCAGAAAAGAUCCUAACAACGAUAAACGUCUCCGUGUCAGCAAAAACGGACGUGAUCUCUUAAUUCCAGAUGUCAAAGAGACUGACGCUGGCACAUACACUUGUUAUGCUGAAAAUAAAAAGGGUCAUGCUGAAAGUCACAGUAUAGCUACCGUUGGAAAGGAUAUCGAGUGGGUGAACGCACCAAUAUCCAACCGAAACGUCACAGUCACACUGCGUUUUGAACUUGAUUGCGAGGCCAGUGGUGAUGAAAGUUAUGAGAUCAAUUAUCGAUGGCUACGUAAUGGCUUGCCGUUAGAGUUGAGUGCUCGUAUACACUGGGUUAAAGAAGCGCACAGAUUGGUUAUAUUGGAUGCUAUAGUAUCGGAUACAGGGUUGUACACAUGUAUCGCCUCGGCUGAGACACCGCUGUACAUUGAGAAGAGAAAAGAUGCUGAUGUUGUAGUUAAAGCACCAGCCGACCCCCCUGAUAUUGUACGGGUGUCUGGAGACUGUUGGAAGAAAAAGGCAGAUCUGGUCUGGCAGGUUGGAGCUCUCAACAACGAAGAGAUUUACGAGUAUUGGAUUGACUGGGCAUCUACCUAUGACCCUACUAACUGGACAAGACUGCCCAAAGUACUCGAAGAAGAUCCAAAGCCUGUUGCUCUCGAUUUCAAUCUUUUGCCACCAUUUUCGCAGAUUUCAUUCCGUGUGACUGUGUUUAAUCGUAUUGGAGCAGGAGUGCCCAGCGUUCCAACUGAUCCAUCUGAUUGUAUCACACCACCAUCUGCUCCUCGACACUCCCCAUCCUCAAUAAAAGGUAUCCCUGGUGGGCCCAAUACUCUGAGAUUGGAGUGGACGCCUGUACCACAGACCUUCUGGGGCGCCCCAGCCUUCAACUACAGCGUACAAUGGCGUCGCAAGGGGGGUGAUACUGGUCCAAACCGUUGGCGUUUCCUUCCAUUAUCUCAGGACAUUCGUAUUUAUGACGGAAACAACAAUUCUCUGACUGUAACGAAUCCCGGGUAUUAUGUAGAAUGGGAGUUCAGAAUCAGGUCAAAUAAUGCCAAAGGUAGUGCACCAUACUGGACAACUGGUUCAAGCUUCUCAGGCCAAGACGCUCCUGACGCUGAACCAACAGGUUUAACCCCAGACAGAGCGACGGCGAGAUCUGCUGACAUCAGCUGGCAAAGAGUUUCUGCGCCGAAGAAUGGUAGUAUCGAAGGAUAUAAGGUUCAGUAUUGGCAUAGCAGCAUUGGAAUGGCCGUGGCGUAUGAUAAAAACGCCAAUAAUAGCCACAUUGACCUGGCAACAAUCGAAGAAUUGGAAAUAAAACCCGAAGACCAAUCUCGUAAAAAACGUGAAGUGAGCGUGAACUUGCCAAGAGAGGUUGUGAAACGUUCUGCGGAUAAACCAACUGCGGAUAAACCAAACGUAGCAGGACCUCUUACAAAACGCGAUAUAAAAACAUCGAUUGUCGCACGAUAUCUCAAGAACAAGGGACAUCAGGUGAGCAAACGUGACACUAAAGCCCAGAACGUGCCAAGAAGUCGUACAAAACGCGAAGACGAAGAUGAAGACGUGGAAAAGGAGGAUCCCUUGGAUCUCUGUUUCAAUCCAGAUGAACCAUGUUACCAAAAUGCUGCGGAACGGGAGUCCCAGCUCACAGACCUUACCCCCUACAAAACGUAUCAUGUGCGCAUAGCGGCGUACAAUAGCGGGGGUCUGGGACCGUGGUCUAAAGAGUUAAUAUUCAACACAGCAGAGGGACCACCCGGUGCACCCUACGCUGUUUUGACGUUCCCUUACGAUAAAUUCUGCAAGCUAACUUGGAAGGAACCACGACAUAAGAAUGGAAAAAUUUUGGAAUACGAAAUCUACGGGAGAAAUAUUAUUCGCACUAAGGUCCCGUGGUGGAUGAGACGUCAUAUUAUUUAUGAUUUAAAGCCGGCUCAUAUGUAUGAAGCAAAGAUAAAAGCGAGAACUAGUAGUGGCUGGGGUAGUCCUGUGUUUAGAUGGUUUCAAACACAUGAAAAUGCAGAGCUUCCUGCGAAACCCUUGGCACCUGAGGUGGUUGGAUACGGCGAAGAUGGUGUGAAUGUAACUUUCAUGGAACCAAAACCUAUAUUUCUCAGAAAGUAUGGAGGAGGUAGUGAUAUGGACGAAGACCCAUGGGAGUUCCGCCCUGUUGGAGGUCAUGAGAUGGAACAGCAAGGCGUCGGUGGAUACCCAGCAAAGUUUUAUGUUUUAUACCGUCGGCGUAAUACGAAAGAGAAACCCCUGAAGACUUUGAUGAAACAGAUGUGGGGACCUCGCGAUCAGACCUGGAUCGUUAUUGAAAAGCUUCAUCCAGAUACAGUUUAUGAGUUUGCUACCGUGCCUGUUAAUGACAUGGGCGAAGGACCGCAAAGUGACUGGUCAGUGGGACUAACUGGUGGUAUUGUGCCCAGAGUUGAAAAACUCUACUGGUAUCAACGCGACUGGUUUGUUGCGUUAAUCGUUGUAUUUUUCGCCGCUCUGUUGUUGCUGGGAAUCAUAGUUGUUUCCACAAUGCAUCUCAAGAGUAUCUAUUAUGAAGGGGCGCCAAAACGUCGCAAAGACCGCGAAAGGGAAAGAAUCUACGAACCUGAAGAUGUUGAUGGUGGAUUUAAUGAAUUUACUCUCAAAUCUGCGCGAAGUUCUAGAUCUGUAGUGACUAGCCGUAGUGAAGCCCCGCCACCAUAUAACUCAAUCGUGGGUGGUUCAAGCAGACAUUCAGGUGAUUUCGAUGAUGACGAAGAUGAUACGGACAGUGACGAUGAGAAACACGAAGUCAGCACGUACUACUCCGACGAAAAGAAGGUGCCCUUGGAUGAUGACUUUGAUGAUGACGAUGAUGAAGGCAAUGGAUUAGCUACAUUCGUGUGAGACGGGGGAGAAGUGUAUUUGGUAGCAGGCUGUGAUGUUGUUUUUUUCUUAUUUUCAUAUCUGUAUAUUAUCAUUAUGUUCAAUUUUGCAUGUGCUUUCUUAUAAGGAAUAUUUGUAGCAGGUAGAAGUAAAUAUUUUUUUAAAUCGCUUUAGAUGGUAAAUGUAUCUACGCGGUGCAUUGUUUAACACGAUGCAAGUUUAACAUGCAGGGAUAGUAUAUAUAGUUUAAAAGUGUUAUCGCUGCCGUAAAUUGGCCCACAUUCAACAAUAUAUGGUAUAUAACUGUAAUCCACGACACCCAUAAUAAUCCAUCUGGAGUAAUGUAAAUUUGAGCCUGGUCAAGCUCAAACUAGGAUGCUUACCAUAAAGGUUCCCAGCGAUCUAUAGCGGGAAGGUACAAUGAUUAUUAACAUCACAAGUGCAGGAGGUAAAAAAAUACCUGUAAGAUGAUGUCUAAAGCGUUUCUAAUAGUAAAGCAGAUUGAAGAAUUUCCAGGUUUACGAGACCUUGUCGUCAUUUUCUGUUUGAUUUUUUUUGUCACACGAUUCAAAAUAUACGUACCAUAUAUUUGUAGAAUAAAAUGAUUUAUUGUCAUCUACAAUGCUAUACAUGCUGUAAUAUAAUCUUUAAUCAUUAGUUUUUGCUAAUAAAAAUUGUGCAUGCGCUUUCAA